AAUACGACAGUAUAAAUUAAAAUUUUAUUUGAAGAUAACAGUAAUUAAAAUGUAUCGAGCCGUACACAGCAUAAUGACUUUGUGUGUUUUGUAUUUCAUUUUUGCAAAGGCUUAUUCUGCACCUUCGAGACUAACAUCUUCAGAAUAUGAAAACCAUAUACGUGAAAGAAAUAUGGCGUCACAAAGAAGAUGUGUUGAGUUGUAUUCAAGACUAUCGUAUGCUAUGUGGAAACAUGUUUGUGGUCCACGUACUCCACACGCCUUCGUUCGUCGUGUGAUGCCGUCAAUGCCAGAAAACCCUAACACUAAGUUAGAUCAAUACAAGGAUGACACAACGGAAAAUUCAGUUCGACUACAAGAACUAAUUUCCGGCUUAAAUCGUCAAACAAGAGACGGUGGAAUUCAAUACGAUGCCCCCUUAUAUAUCAUAUAACCCGAGAACUUGCAUUAUUUUUCCAACAAAAUAAAAUGAUGUUUUUAGCAAAGAAAACGUAUAUUAAAAUUUUCUCUCUUGAUUGUAUUUCAUUACUUGCCUAUAUUGUUUGUAAAAAAUUUAACUUUUUAUUAUUCAUUUAAGAUCAAUAAAUCAAAUGUAUCGCACACCAUAAACAUAUAGACUUAAAUACGUAACAAUGUAUCAAAAAUUAUAUAGAAUUCGAAAAUCCUAUUUGGCUUUAACCUAUACAUAUUAACGUUACUGCAUGAUUGAAAUAUUGUUAUGAUUUAAAAACACUGCUUGUAAGCAAGAAAUUUAAAAUAUGGCGGAGAAUAUGAUUUUUAAGACUUGAUAUUCUUUGAUAUAUAUAUGAAGUAUCAGUAGUUCGGCCAUUCCAUUUGGUGACUCAAAAUUCAAAGUCCUUAGCCUUCAAUAUUUUCGUUGUUUUCGGUCUGUUCUAUCAUAUAUGUUUCUAUUGUAAUUUAUGCAUUCUGAUUCGGUAUAUUUAUUAUCUACAAACAUAUUUGAUUUUUUUUUUCAAUAAAGUACUAUUUAACGAGCAUGCAAAUAAAGUAAUAUUACUUAUUCGUAAGCUAAUACGUAGUAUAGCAAUUGAGUAUAUGAGAUAUAAAAAAUAAAUUUAUAUAGAUUUUUCAGAAAAAUUUCAGAAAUUUCAGGAUUUCUCAUAAAAAUAAGGAAGCAUAAUAUGGGACGCAUCUGAUUAAAUAAUGUCGCAACUAAAAAUUUAAUAAUCGUCAAAAAAAAUACGUUGAUGUGAAAUGAAUUUGAAUGCAUACAUAUGUUAUUACAUUUUCGGAAGAUUGUACAUUUGCAAGAAAAUGAUCUAUCUUUUCAAA
Messenger RNA from Styela clava, 1293 nucleotides. RefSeq lists its product as uncharacterized. The record is from RefSeq and is a predicted model, not a curated record. Lineage: Eukaryota; Metazoa; Chordata; Ascidiacea; Stolidobranchia; Styelidae.